CGCAAAACCAACGUUACCAACCGUCAAACAAUAGGUAAUCCAAAAACAGAUAAGGCAAAACAAAACAAGGCAAGCCAGAAUUACUAGGUAGUCUAGUCUCACCUAAAGCUACACAUGCAUGUGGCUCUAUGUCCAUCACCAUUUUAAUUAUUUGUUUAUUUUUUCAUAACUCGUACACGCAACGUAUUCUUUCAUUCAAACCCUCUGUAACUCGGGCAUUUUUCUCCUCCCUUCUGCCCCAAGGUUUCGCUUACACGUUUGUAAUCAUUUUUCAGCAAGCUACCAGAAGAAGAAAGAACAAAUGCCUUUGAUUAUACGGGUAAUGGGUGAGCCGAUUUUGGCCUGCACUGAUCGCGUCGAGGUAAGAGAUUUCGAUUCCCUUUUGCCUUAUGAUUUGCCUUGUAAAAUACGGAAGCAAAGGGGAAAUUAAGGCAAUGGAUUUUGUUUUUAGAAAUUCCUCGAUUUGGCAAGAAGUUUGAUUGAUCGAACAAGAUUGAUAAGGUUUCUAAUGGCUUGAGCUUGUUGGGAACCGAAUCCCUGGUCUGCGGCAAAGCUUUGGAUCCAAAAACUCAAUUAUGCUUUUUUUUUCUUGGAAGUAAAUCGCUCUGGCAUGAAAUUAAUGCUCUCUGAAAUUGUUUUGUGCAUGGAGAUUUUGUUUGGAGCAUUGGAAUUUUAAGUCGAGUUUUGAAUUGCCAAGGAUUGUGCUAUUUGUCUUUGAGAACCAAGAGUUGGGGUUUCAACAAAUUAGUUUUUGUAAAAUUUGACGCCCUUGUUUUCUCCAGAACUUAUACACCCGGGAGUGCUUGAAUUUGUUGCCAAUACAGUCACAGGAAUUUUUUACCAGUACAGUCGCUGGAUUGUUUUUUUUGAGGGGGGGCGAAAUAUAAAUAUUUAGGACUGUUUAAUUGUACAGUGAAGAUCUUGUCUACUGUUUAGUUGUACAGAAAAGGUUUUGUGUACCUUUUUCUUGGGAGGUGUCCCCUUACAUGGGCUGCAUCAUGAUUGCAUCCUUGGUGUUGAAUGAGAAGCGAAGCAAAUCAGAGGGUUUUGUAGCUAUAUUGUGCAUUCAAUCUUGUGAGGGCAUGCUUGAGCAACGCUUUGUAGAUAACCUAUGGGAAAUCUUAACUAUGCGCCUGCCUAUGGAGCGAAUACAGUUGGUGUGUGAAGUGAGUGGCUAAAAUUUAAAUUCGAGGAGGUUGUGUGAAUGAUGAUGUAUGCUGAUGCUUUGUAAAGUGGAAUACAACAUGGACUCUGGACCGUUGUCAUUGCCAGCCUAGGGUCGCUUCUGGUGUAGUGGCUUCGCCUAUCUGAUCCGAAAUUGUGCAUAAUUUGAUCUGAGCUUAAACUGUGCAUGAUUUGAUCUGAACUGAAACUGUGCAUGAUUUUUGGUUGACGCCACGUAGGCGAUGGAGUUGUUUGGCAAUCUCCAAGGUGAAGUGUCCAAAACUGAACUGAUAUUUGCUGAGUUUUUUGCCAAGAGCCUGCACAUUAUAGUGGAGUCAAGGAUUCCAUGUGGGGAACAUUCUGGGGCAUCGUCCUUUUCUUCAUCGUCAUCUUCCUGUCCCAAGGACAAAUGGUUCAAUUUAGCUCUUGGAGAAUACCCUCCUGUUCUCGAGAAGAUGGAGCCAGGGAGUUUAAGCUUGCUGGAGCCUAUGAUAGUUGAUGUGAUUCUUCUACGGAACUCUGAUUACAGAGUUGACAUUCCUUUGUUCCUUACUUCAGGGAAACAAGGUUCUUCCAGCAAUGCAUCAGAAGGUUUUGGUGGUCAAAUAAUACUGGAAAGAUGGACUGUAAAAUGUGAGUAUAGAAAGUCCAGUACAAGAGAUAUUCAUUCUGGUCGGAUAUCUUCUGGGAGUGGAACACCAAGAUGGGAAGAUGGAAAGAAGGUUGGCAGCAAGAUCGGUCCUGGCAAAGGAAAAGGUUUGUCAGGCACAGGAGACAUAAACCAAGGGGCUGGGGCUUCACAAUCUUCCUCUCCUGCUGCAGAAGUACCUGUUGCCUAUAAGAAAACAUACAAGAGAUUAUUAAUUUUGCUACGCUCUGUUUAUUGCACUGCCAGGCUUUUGCCAGCAUAUCGGCUUUUCUGUCUUGCAAAUUCUUCUAGCCAUGAUUGCAACUUCAGUCUUUUUCACAGGGUUUCAUCUUCACCCGAGCCUCUAUCACAUGCUGAUGAGGCUGAAAUGCAUUCAUUUAACUUUACUCCAGUUGAGACUCCCUGUGGCAGAAUCUGUUUGUCAGUGUCAUAUCGCUCAACAAGAGCAGUUACUGCACUAGAAGAUGCUGCUCCUCUAUUACCAGAAAUAAUCACAGAUUAUGUGGGAAGCCCUGCUGCAGAACUGCCAAAGAGGUUUCCCAAUGAUUUGACUUUCACUCCAGGGAAGAAGAAAGUGCACAUGACUACACCCCCUUUGUCAGUACCAGGAUCCUCUGCUUGUACUGGGUUUGUAAGACGACACAGUUGGAGUGGCAAUAUCCACAGAUUGCUACCUUCAUCCCAAUUAUCCUUUUCCCCCUCACAUCGCCUCAGCUUAUCUCCUUCUCCAUCUCCAUCCUAUUCAGACAUUCAUGGUUCUCCUAAUGUCCCCAAUUCUUGCCCCAUUGCUCCUCAUCGGUACCUUAGAGUGGAUCAUUCCCCCUCACCCAGGAGUUCACCGCAGCAUCCUUUAUCAUCGCAGACCUUUUCCUCUCAAGGUCCUUCUGAUCAACGCCCUGCCAGUUUUGAUGAAUAUUGGUUGUCACCUCCGUUUUCACCGUCACCUUCACCCUCACCGCCAGCACAUUUUGCAGAGGGUAAUCUUACAAAUCCAAUUCGAUAUCCUGGAAGUGCCCCUGUAAGCAUCCCAGUGAGUUCUGCUAGUAGGACUCCAAGGUCUUGGGCAACUGACUGCUAUCAAAACAGGACAUUACUGCCUCCUCCAUCCCCUAAAAGCCAAAAGUCUGAUGCGUUACGCAAGACAGCCUCGGCUAAUUCCAGGAUUACUUGUGCUCAAUCCCCAGUCUAUGAUAGAUAUCCAUCUCAGUGGCAGUGUUCUAACAAACCCACUUUAUCAAGGCCUACGGAAUCGCAAACUGGGAGAACAGCUUUGCUUGCAUAUGGAGGUCAAAAGGUAUAUAAAGAUGGAAAGGAUGGCAAUGCAGAGGUGACAGGAGUCAAAUUCUCACCCAGUGGCUCACCAAAGAUUCCAUUUUCUAGAAGUUUGAGCAAAGUUUCCCAUCAGGAUGAAAUUGACUAUGAAGAUUUUUCAUGCCCCUUUGCAGUAGAUGAUGACGAGACUACUGAUUGUAGAAGCAGGACUGAUUCCCUUGAUGGGAAGGGAAGCAUUUCUGAAUCUUCAGAAAUUGGUGGGCAGGCUAUAGUAAUGCAUAAAAGAUCUCACGGUGCUGCUGUAGGUGCCCUUGUAAAUAUGCUUGCAUCGGCUUCUCCUUUGUGCCCAGAUUUUGGUAGUUUAUCCAGUUUUCCAUCUACCACUGCUGAGCUUCAGGGCACUACAAGUGAGCAUGGUGCACCCAGCCACUCCGUCAGUACUUCCUGCUCUGGGAGAGAUGAUUCACAGAUGGUUGUUCAUAAAACAACUGCUGAUGCAUUAGAGGAGCUUAGGGGCUACAGAGAAAUGAAAGAUAAUUUAAUGAGCCAAAGUGGAACUCAAUCAGUGCGAAGGUCAUUUAUCUGAGAAUUAGCAAAGACUAAAGGUCUUUCUGGAGUGUCUCAAGGCAUCAAAAAUGUGAAUGCCAAGCCUGCUUGAACAUUGUGUACAUAUAGUUUUAGCUUCCCGAUUCUUUUGUUGUGCAGGUACAGCAAGAUUUUCCUUUUGUUUAUUGCCACAAUUGGCCAUUUGGCCCCUUUAUGGAAAGCAAGAUUUGCCAAGCCCUUGGUUUUCAAUUUAUCACUGGGAUAAGGUAUUCAUUAUUGAGUUUGUUGACUGUAAAACACUGCUAAUAGCAAAUUUUGUUCAUGGGUUUUAAA
Molecule: messenger RNA, 3964 nt
Organism: Cryptomeria japonica (Japanese cedar)
Lineage: Eukaryota; Viridiplantae; Streptophyta; Pinopsida; Cupressales; Cupressaceae
Product: autophagy-related protein 13b
Exons: 3
Coding region: 1407-3671 (754 amino acids)
Biological process (GO): mitophagy; autophagosome assembly; piecemeal microautophagy of the nucleus
Cellular component (GO): extrinsic component of membrane; cytosol; Atg1/ULK1 kinase complex
Source: RefSeq, a predicted model, not a curated record